Giardia duodenalis is the source of this 597-nucleotide messenger RNA. RefSeq lists its product as uncharacterized. NCBI's taxonomy places the organism in Eukaryota, Fornicata, Diplomonadida, Hexamitidae. The transcript has a single exon. Bases 1 to 597 code for a protein of 198 amino acids. The record is from RefSeq and is a predicted model, not a curated record.
AUGGCAGAUGGAUUCAUACCAGAGCACUUCGCCGAGGACCCCUUCCUUCAAGAUGUCAUUCCUUCCUCCAGAGAGCCCACUCAUAGGAAGUCUGCCUCUAGAACCCGACAGCGACAGACCGCCGACGCCGAGCCCGUUCUGCCAGUGGCAAAUCCUCCCGCCCCGUCCAGUCCCGCGUUUAAGUCCUUUUGCGGCCAGGUCGGAAGACUGCUCGGUCGAGUCACCGCAGAGUGCGCUGAGGGUACUGAGGACUAUCAGCGAGUCACCUCCUGGUUCUGCAAGUGGCUCAACCAGCAGGGCGUCGUCUUCCGCUUCGUCAAGCGACCCGAGGACGAGUUCGUGCAAGCCCCUCACUACACCGCUUUCUGCAGACGCGCUUCUGAUGGAGCACGCUCUGCCUUCUAUCUCUACGAGGAGACCGGAGACGAGUUCGUGAGGCUCUCGAGGCUUCCCAAGAACAAGCGCACGUACACAGCCACCUGUCUCAGCAUCAGCGACGAGAGCGCCCAGGCGUGGGCUGACGGCAUCCAGCGCUUCCUCAACGCCUCCACCGAGACGAACACCUUCAACCGCUUCCUCGAGGAGAUCUCGAAGUAA